AAACCCUAGCGUAAGCGCCGCGAGUGAGCACGCAAAUGGCGAAUAACAACAACAACAGCGCCGAGAAUACCCGUUCCCGACCGGCGAUUUGGUCCGCGGAGAUGCUCAAUUCCGCGCCGACCUACGCCUCGGGAGGCGGGCCCCCGCGCCACGUGGCGCCGGAGUACGGGACGACGGAGCGGUACUACGGCGACAAGUCCAAUUCCUCGGCGAUCCCGACCACAGUGGGCCGGGGUACGGUCGCCGCCCCCGACGCGAGGUACCACGUGGCGUGGGAGGAUAGGUCGACGGGGAGCUACUACCGCUACAACACCGGGGUGCAGCAGGACCGCGGCGGCGAGGGUUACCGCUGGUACGAGAACGUCAAAGUGCGCGACGCGGGAUCGGGGUUCCAGGCGAAGUACACCGCCGAGGAGAAGUACCAGCGGGUCCCGCACGAUGAUGACGAUGAUGCCGAUGUUAACGAUGAUCAUGCCAUUGAUCAUGAUCAGGGUCAUGAACAUGAUCAUCAUGAUGUUUAUUAUGAUUAUGGUGAUGCUGAUGCUGUGGCGGAUUAUGAUCAUCAUGAUGGUGAUGAAUGGUGAUGAUGCGAUAUCCUAAGGCUUGGACCUAAAUUGGAAUACUAUUCAUCUUAAAUGAUAAACACGACCUGAGACAGAUUGAUGGACAGAUAGUGCACAAGACCCUCCCAGCAUACGGUUUCACAGAUAAGCACUCAAUAACUACUGUAAUUUAGUUUUUAUAUGGCUCUUUGCAUUGACUCACAGUGAUCAUA
This is a messenger RNA of Ananas comosus (pineapple), 775 nucleotides long. RefSeq lists its product as uncharacterized. The record is from RefSeq and is a predicted model, not a curated record. The transcript has 2 exons. Bases 36 to 584 code for a protein of 182 amino acids. Lineage: Eukaryota; Viridiplantae; Streptophyta; Magnoliopsida; Poales; Bromeliaceae.